AUGGUGGAACGCCUUCACCGACAACUGAAGACCGCCUUGACUACCCGCCUCAAUAGAGCGACCUGGGUUGAUGACUUGCUACUGGUGCUCUUAGGUUUACGAGCUGUCAUCCGGGCAGACCUGCAGUGCUCAACAGCAGAGCUGGUGUAUGGCACUUCUCUACGGCUUCCGGUAGACCUUCUCACGUCAACGAAGCUACUAUACCAGCCACAACAAUUCCUACAACGCCUCCUCGACUGCGUUCAAGACUUCCGGCCCACUUCCCCCAGACCUUCCGAACACAAGACCAUAUUCUUCCACCCUGAUCUGGCUACUGCAACUCAUGUUUUCGUGCACCACGAUGCGGUCAGACCACCUUUGACACCAGCCUACGACGGACCAUUGUGCGUCCUUAACCGCACCCCCAAAACUGCCACUCAACUUCAGAACGGCCGUGAAGAGACAGUCAGCUUGGACCGACUUAAGCCGGCGUACCUGGAGACCGCCAUAGAAAGCCUCUCAUAUACGCCUGACCUUCUGUUGGACUACCACAAACGGCAGGUCACAUUCCGACUCCCACUCAACACGGGGGGCCCUGUAGCGCCCUCGUUCGGCGGCGCGCAAACAGGAGAACGCGACACGGCAAGAGAAGAAAAUAAAGCAGGCGCUAGGCUAUGGCACCCUAUGGCAGUAUCCCAACCCUGA
Molecule: messenger RNA, 684 nt
Organism: Rhipicephalus sanguineus (brown dog tick)
Lineage: Eukaryota; Metazoa; Arthropoda; Arachnida; Ixodida; Ixodidae
Exons: 1
Coding region: 1-684 (227 amino acids)
Molecular function (GO): nucleic acid binding
Source: RefSeq, a predicted model, not a curated record